AUGGAGAACGAAGAAAGAGCACAUCUAGAGGCUCAUUACCAAAGGGAGUUGGAGAGCAUGAAAAAUGAUAUUACACGACUUACAAGUCUACUCGAGCAGGCCCUAGCAUCCAAGUCCGUAGAAAAUACCUCUACUCAGCCAGCAGUCGCAACUCCAUCUAUAUCUAUGCCAGCAGCUCCUUUUGUAUUCAGAUCUCAAAAUUUAGGGGCAAAUCCCUCUUUAUUUGAACAACAGUCCACUACCAAUGUUCCACCAGCACAAGUGCCGGUUACUGUAAACUUGACAGCUGAUGACCCACAUAUGAUGAAAUUCUCUAAACAAGUUGAUUAUGAGAAGUUGACCGCUCUAGAAGACAGAUUGAGGGCAGUCGAAGGGGCAGACUUAUAUGAUCCUGUUCAUGCUGCAGAGAUGUGUUUAGUUCCAAAUGUAGUUGUACCCAAAGAAUUUAGGGUACCAGAAUUCAUCAAGUAUACUGGAACUGAAUGCCCAGCCACACAUCUUAAAUCUUAUUGCAAUAAGAUGGCAGAAGUAGUGAAUGAUGAGAAACUUCUCAUCCAUUUCUUUCAAGACAGUCUUUCUGGAUCGGCACUAAGUUGGUAUACAAGGCUAGAUAAUACCAAGAUCAAAAAGUGGAAAGAUUUGGUAAAAGCUUUUGUGGAGCAGUAUAAAUUCAACAUGGAGGUAGCCCCGGACAGGUCAAGCUUGUUAGUCAUGGAGAAGGGCAACAAAGAGACUGUAAGAGAAUACGCUUUGAGAUGGCGUGAAAAAGCAUCUCAUGUGCAACCCUCUUUGUUAGAAAAAGAAAUGGUCACUUUGUUUUCCAACACUUUUAAAUCUCCUUACUUUGAACACCUAGUGGGUAGUUCAGCUCAACAUUUCUAUGAUGCCGUAACUAUCGCUGAGAGGAUAGAACAAGCAAUAAGAAUAGGGAGAAUGGUAGAGCCUACUGAGAAGAAAGGCUUUAUUGGGAAAAAGAAGGAUUCUGAGGUAAACAACGUGGAAGGAGUGUAUAAGGGUAAGAAGAAAAAUUACCAUCAUUAUAACUUCCAAAUACCUACCCAACAAGUUGCAAGUGUAAACUUCACUAAGCCUUUCCCUACCAACCAACAAAACCCACCAAAUGACCAACAAAGUAACCAAAUUGUUAAUCCUCCAAGAAGGAACUUUCAAAGAACCCAAGAACGAUUGCCACCAUUACCACUUCCCUUGGGAGAAAUGUAUUCAAAGUUGUUGAGUAUUGGGCAAGUGGCUCCUGUUCCCUUAACCCCACUGCAACCUCCAUACCCAAAUUGGUAUAAGCCGGAUCUGACAUGUGAGUAUCAUGCUGGCAUUGCUGGGCAUAACAUUGAAAGCUGCCAAUCUUUCCAAAGAUGA
This is a messenger RNA of Populus nigra (black poplar), 1374 nucleotides long. RefSeq lists its product as uncharacterized. NCBI's taxonomy places the organism in Eukaryota, Viridiplantae, Streptophyta, Magnoliopsida, Malpighiales, Salicaceae. The transcript has 2 exons. The coding region runs from base 1 to 1374 and encodes 457 amino acids. The record is from RefSeq and is a predicted model, not a curated record.